CGAAAGGCCUUUCUGUGUAAGGUUUCGUAUGGUGUAUGGAGUGGGAGUAGGAACCUUGUGAAACAGCACAGGUUAAUUAUGGAAAGGAAGAAACCUGUUAAUUCCUGGCCUUUCUGAGCUCUGAUGCCAAAUCGUAAUACAAGGAUGAGAAACUCAGGAUUUCUAGAGAAGGGCAUUGAUGUAAUUAUACCGACAUAAGGGGCAAGCUAUAGCAAUUAGCAAUACGUACUGAUGCCUUUUUGAGGAAUAGAGCAACACAAGAAAGGGGCCUUUUUUUUUUCUUUCAGUUCUCAUUUUCCUCGUCUUUUGAUCAACUUUCUACUGUGAGAAAGAUAAGGGUUUUAGAGAGAGAAACUUAAUUAGCCAUGUCUUUAGGCUAUGCUGAGAAGCUUUCCUUCAUUGAAGAUGUGGGUAAUGUUGGAAUGGCAGAAUUUUUUGAUUCAUCCUACGUUUUGCAGGAAAAAAUUGAACGACUUGCCAAGAUGAUACAAAAGCUUUUUUGUUUGCACUUGCAGAGUAAGCAUCUAGUAGUGUUUACAGGGGCUGGAAUAUCAACUUCUUGUGGCAUACCUGAUUUUCGAGGCCCCAAGGGAAUCUGGACGUUGCAGCGUGAGGGCAAACCUUUACCUGAAGCAUCUCUGCCAUUUCAUCGAGCAAUGCCAAGUAUCACUCAUAUGGCUUUGGUUGAACUUGAGAGGGCUGGUAUUGUAAAGUUCAUCAUUAGUCAGAAUGUUGAUGGCCUCCAUCUUCGGUCUGGAAUUCCAAGAGAGAAACUUGCUGAGUUACAUGGGAACUCCUUCAUGGAAAGUUGCCCUUCAUGUGGAGCUGAGUAUUUUCGGGAUUUUGAGGUGGAAACUAUUGGAUUGAAGGAGACAUCACGCCGCUGCUCUGAUGUGAAAUGUGGAGCAAAACUAAGGGAUACAGUUCUUGACUGGGAGGAUGCAUUGCCCCCAAAAGAGAUGCUUCCAGCUGAGAAGCACUGCAGGAUGGGUGAUCUUGUGUUAUGUUUAGGGACAAGUUUGCAAAUAACUCCUGCAUGCAACCUGCCCCUGAAAUGUCUCCGAGGUGGAGGAAAGAUUGUAAUUGUGAAUCUUCAGAAAACUCCGAAGGACAAGAAAGCUAGUUUGGUGAUCCAUGGGUUUGUAGAUAAGGUUAUUGCAGGAGUCAUGCAUCUCCUUAGUAUGCAGAUUCCUCCAUAUGUCAGGAUUGAUCUUCUUCAGAUCAUUGUAACUCGGUCCCUGAGUGCAGAUAAAAGAUUUGUGAAUUGGACCCUCCGGAUAGCAAGCGUACAUGCACUGAAAGCUACAUUGCCAUUCAUAAAAUCCAUUGAGGUUACCUUCUCAGAUACACAGAAGUAUAAAGCAGCAAUUCUACAUGAGCAACCUUUUAACCUGAAAAGGAGAACUGUGACUACAGAAUCAUUUGAAAUUUUCUUGAAACUCAACUUAAGGGAUGGCUGUGGUUGUCUAUGCACCCAAAUCAAUAUCCCUUUUGGUUUUAAGUUUCUAUAAUAUAUCAGAAAAGAUAUCAGGCAACCCUCUAUUGGUUAGACUGGGAUGAGAAAACCCAUCUCUUUUGUGGAAGGAUGUAACGUUCUACCAGGAAAUGCCAAAUCUUAUAUUAAAUGCUUAUCAAAUUCGUCUUCUCUGUGUUUUCAAAGAAGGUAGAAGAAACUGAUUUAGAUAUAUUUUACUCCUUGAUUUUAGUUACAGUAGAAUGUUAUACGCAAUAAAUUUUUUCUUUUCAUAAUAAAUGGAUUAAUGGAUUAAGAUGUGGCUAGACUCGAUUCACACGAAAAUUUUUCUGCCCUUUUACAUCGUUUGUGAGCAAGUCUUCCUUUUCCCUUUUAGUUUUUCAAUUCUAAAUUGUCAACAAGAUUAUUCUUGUUAUAUCCUAACAUAUGUUAUAUCGUAAAUGUAUCAUGUCUAUAGAUGCUUUGCCGUGUAUGUGCAAGACGAAUGUGAUACAUGGUUUUAGUCUUGUUUUAUUUAUUUAAUUUUUGGUCAAUGUGCUCUAAGUGGAUUGAAAGUGUGACAGCUAUAUGUUCAAAUUAAAUGCUAUGCUUGCAUGCAAAAGGCAUGUAUUUUAUUGGUCUUCAUUUCUCUUUCCUUUUCUUGUUUUCCUGCCGAUGUGAUCCAGUUGAAAAUUUGGCAGCUAUAUAUUUAAAUUCCACGGUGCUCGCCAGUUGCAUAGCUGUUAACAGAAGCCUAAGAAAAUUGCACCCUAUUCUUGUGCAGGUUUUGAAUGACUGUUUUAACCUUAAAAAGGACAGUGUAAUA
This is a messenger RNA of Ricinus communis (castor bean), 2279 nucleotides long. RefSeq names its product NAD-dependent protein deacetylase SRT1. The coding region runs from base 366 to 1511 and encodes 381 amino acids. Lineage: Eukaryota; Viridiplantae; Streptophyta; Magnoliopsida; Malpighiales; Euphorbiaceae. The record is from RefSeq and is a predicted model, not a curated record. Gene Ontology annotation, molecular function: NAD+ binding. The transcript is spliced from 14 exons.